Messenger RNA from Xyrichtys novacula (pearly razorfish), 669 nucleotides. NCBI's taxonomy places the organism in Eukaryota, Metazoa, Chordata, Actinopteri, Labriformes, Labridae. The record is from the annotation of a GenBank genome assembly.
AUGAAGUUUGUGGUUUAUCCUGAACUUUCCUGCACAUUGGCCUAUGUGACCCUGGACGACAUCAGCUGCCUGGAAGCCUUCAGAGACCAGACAGUGAUGGUUGUGAAAGCUCCAGAUGAAACCAGAGUGACCAUUCUCACACCUGCACAGGUAAACAAAACAGAGACAGUUAAUAAUAAGGAUGAUCUGUGGAGUAUAUGAAGUAAUGGAUGUAGUUUUCUGAAACUGAUCGUGGUCAGAGGUUGAGGAAUAGAAGUGUCAUCACAGACUGACUAAGGUUGUAUGUUGUGUGUCGAUGCAGGAUCACAUUCAGGUCCAUCUGGCAGGGCGGGACGGUCCCAUCACAGUGCUGACCUGUGAUUUCAGCACAGAGAGCAGAACAGACUCAUUCAUGUCAGUGGAGGAGAGUCGGAUAAAAACGUCGCAGCUGCACAGAGGUAACAACAGAGCAGAUCUACUCUGGGAUACUUGAUUUACAUGUAGGCGCUGAGGUGAUUUCACCCCCAGCAAACUAAAAUCAUUUCCUCUAAGUUCAGAUUCUUAAUCUCUGAGUUUCUGAUUAAAAACUUAAAAUAUAUUAAUUACCUUCAAAUCUCCAUGCUGUGUGUUUUCACUUCCCCAGAGGUUUUCAAUGUCUUUGAAUCCUCUGGAGAUGCCACAGAGUCAUGA